AUGGGUGCCGACGUGACCUUGCCGUUGCUGCCGAGCAACGGACGCCCAUCAGAAGACCAGACCUCGCCUCCCCACCUCAGCGUGUUCCGGAACGGUGGGGAGACAGCUUUGGAACCUGGCGAUGCACCCGAGUAUCCGCAGAGCUCCGCUUCGAGUGCCCAAGGAGUGCAGCUGUCCCUGUUUUCAGAAGAUAUGCGAGAGAGUUUGAAUAACAUUGUGCGCAAGGUGGGUAACACCAUGACACAGGAGGCCAGGGGGUCGGCGGCAGAAAGCUCAGCAGGGCUCGGUCCGCAGGUGAGCCUCCCUGCUUCUGCACCGACGUUGCGACCCGCUCUUGCCACCGUUUCUGGGUCAUCCGUUCCGCCCUCGCAAAGUUUGGGGCCAUGUGUUCAAGGAUCUAAUUAUGCAGCUUCGUCACUGCCACUGCGGCCUUCGUAUUCGACGCAACGCCAAUGA
This is a messenger RNA of Symbiodinium sp. CCMP2592, 456 nucleotides long. The record is from the annotation of a GenBank genome assembly. Lineage: Eukaryota; Dinophyceae; Suessiales; Symbiodiniaceae.